Spea bombifrons (plains spadefoot toad) is the source of this 852-nucleotide messenger RNA. RefSeq names its product purpurin-like. Bases 124 to 714 code for a protein of 196 amino acids. The transcript is spliced from 6 exons. Gene Ontology annotation, molecular function: retinol transmembrane transporter activity; retinoid binding. Lineage: Eukaryota; Metazoa; Chordata; Amphibia; Anura; Pelobatidae. The record is from RefSeq and is a predicted model, not a curated record.
UAACAACAUGGGCAGACAUCAGGCUUAAUAUUUAAGGCACAAAUAAUGAAACAACCCUGAAGAGAUGUUCAUUGGAUCCAUUUAGGUUUCACCUGGCAUUGUUGCAGUUCAGAGAGUAGCAGGAUGAAGCAUUCCGUAUAUAUUGUUGUUGCUACACUCAUUACUCUAAUAGAGCAAAUCUAUGCUCGCUCAUGUGUGGUCGAUUCCUUUAAAGUGAAGGAAGAUUUUGACAUACAAAGGUAUGGAGGGACAUGGUAUGCCAUUAGCAAAAAGGACCCAGAAGGCUUGUUUCUUCAGGACAACAUCUCUGCUGAAUACACAGUCGAUGAGGAUGGUACCAUGACUGCAUCUUCUAAAGGCAGAGUUAAACUGUUUGGGUUUUGGCUUAUCUGUGCAGACAUGGCAGCUCAGUAUUCGGUGCCAGACUCUGCUGUUCCAGCUAAGAUGUACAUGACCUACCAAGGCCUGGCUAGCUACCUGUCCAGUGGAGGUGACAACUACUGGGUUAUUGACACCGAUUAUGACAACUACGCAAUAACCUACGCCUGCCGAACCCUUAAAGAAGACGGAACGUGCAAUGAUGGAUACUCUAUCAUUUUCUCUCGUAACCCAAGAGGAUUUUCACAAGCCAUUCUGAGAAUUGUUCGCCAGAAACAAGAAGAACUCUGUAUGGCUGGGCAAUUCCAGUCUGUUCUUCAAUCUGGAGCCUGCUAGAAGAGGACCCCCCAACAUUAUGCUGUUUGUAUACCUAUAAAAUGGGUACAAGAAUUGCACAGUUUCCAACCUUCUUUCUCACUUUGUUGUUGUUUAAUUCUAGAUACAAUUAAAAAAGAAAUUGUGAAUCAAAAAUAA